GAGGGGGCGUGGCCAACACCGACCCUCGUCCCACUUGUUCCUGCACUGACGUAUGACGUAACAAGAUCUGAGUACUAUACUUACGUUACGUUCUAGUUCUAAAGCUGUUGUGUCUUCUUCUGAAAUCCACUCUAUUAUCAAUAUGUCGGGUGACCUUGCUUCCUUGGUGAGUCGACUAGAGACAGUGACCACACGCCUGGAGAGUGUGGCUGCCUCAGGAGGAGGAGGGACCACACCACCAGCUGCAGGUACUUCUGAAUCAGUGGAAGCUUUUGAUGUGGUACUCAACGGAAAGAUCAAAACUUUCUUUGAGCUAUCAAAGUCAUUUGAAGGAGAAGUUGCCGAACAGUCCAAGCUUGUGGAGGAAGCGUAUCAACUUGUCCGUGGUAUUCUAGUCUUGGCCUCCCAGCACAAGCAACCAGCCAAGGAUGUGCUCUCUACCCUCAUGAAACCUCUGGCUGAUAAAGUACAAGAAGUUGUGACAUACGCUGAGAAGAGACGUUCAAGUAAAGUGUUCAACCAGUUGAUGACAGUCAAGGAGGGUAUUGGAUGUGUUGGGUGGGUGAGUGUGUCCCCCAAACCAGCUCCAUAUGUCAAGGAGAUGGGAGAUCAGGCUCUCUUCUAUGGCAACAGGGUCAUCAAGGAAUUCAAGGGAAAGGAUGAGAAACGUGUUGAAUGGGUGAGGGCCUUCACAGGAUCUUUUGCUGAGCUGCAAACAUACGUCAAGGACAACCACACUACUGGACUAGUCUGGAACAAGCAGGGCAGUGUGUGUGCUGGUGGUGCCCCUCCCCCUCCUGCUAGUGCUGGCCCACCUCCUCCACCACCCCCUGCUGUGUUACCCCCCACUGACGCACCCAAGCCCUCUGGUGAUGCAGCAGCCAAGGCCAAUCUCUUUGCCAGUCUCAACAAGGGCGCUGACGUCACCAAAGGUCUUAAGAAGGUGAGCAAGGAUCAGAUGACACACAAGAACCCAGCUCUGAGGGUCUCCUCGGUUGUCAAGGAGGGAGAGAUCAAGAAGACCACCUCCUCUGCUCCUAAAGCCAUGGCCACCACUGUCAAGAAGCCUCCAGUGUGUCAGCUCCAGAACAAGAAGUGGGUGGUUGAGUACCAGGACAACAAUCCCAGUCUCACCAUCUCUGAGACCAAUGCCAAGCAGAGUGUGUACGUGUUCCGCUGUACCAAGACCACCAUCAAGGUCACUGGCAAGGUCAACUCCAUCAUCCUAGAUAACUGCAAGAGGGUUGCUCUGUGUUUCGAUGAUGUCAUAUCUAGCUGUGAGGUGAUCAACAGCUCCAGUGUGCAAGUGCAGAUUCUAGGAAAGUGUCGAACUGUGUCUAUUGACAAGACUGAUGGUUGUCAGGUCUUCCUCAACAAGGACUGCCUUGAUUGUGACAUCUUCUCUGCCAAGUCCUCUGAGAUGAAUAUAUGCAUCCCUAAAGGAAGUGAUGACUAUUCUGAGUUUGCUCUGGCGGAACAGUUUAAGAGUAAAUGGAAUGGGAAGACCUUUGUGACCGAGUGUUCCGAUGUGUGAGGAGCUUGAGAGCAGUGACUCUGAUAAAUGUAGCAUACAUGAGACUGCAUUAGAAGUAGUUUGCUUAUGAGAUUCAAUUCUAUAGUAGUGUUUUGUGUUAUAGCUCUUGUUUAGUCAAUUGUGUUUGGAAAUUUAUGAGUUAGUUUACCAUUGGAGAAUUAAAGAGAACGUUUUCUAUUUUCAAUAAAUAACUUUCAACAAUA
This is a messenger RNA of Halichondria panicea, 1737 nucleotides long. RefSeq names its product adenylyl cyclase-associated protein 1-like. The record is from RefSeq and is a predicted model, not a curated record. NCBI's taxonomy places the organism in Eukaryota, Metazoa, Porifera, Demospongiae, Suberitida, Halichondriidae. Gene Ontology annotation, cellular component: cytoplasm. Bases 143 to 1534 code for a protein of 463 amino acids. The transcript is spliced from 12 exons. Gene Ontology annotation, molecular function: actin binding; adenylate cyclase binding. Gene Ontology annotation, biological process: cell morphogenesis; actin filament organization; cytoskeleton organization.